AUGUCAAACCCACUUCGCGAUCUUGACUUUGGGGCUGUUGCGGAGGAGCCUUGGAAAUUCUUUGAGAGCCUUCAACAAUCACGACCCAAUUCAUCGGUCGACAAUUAUUACAAUGUCAAGAUGAUACAGACCAGAAUUGUUCCUCAAAAGGGUAUCGUUUUGUGGCGGGAUAAAAAAGUGCUCCCACCUAAAUAUCUUCCUGUACUUUGCGCAAGGAUGGGCAAAAGCGACAAAAAGUCCAAAACUGCUGAGAAAAAGGCCCGUGUAGCCGCUAAACAGUCUAAGAAAUUGGCUCAGAAGGAGAAGAAACUCAAAGCAAAGGGUCAGGCUGAUGACAGCGAUGCUGAAGAUGUUGAUCUGGAUGCUGUUUUGGCAGCAUAUGCAGAAGAACAGGCCAAGUUCCUGAAGGUCACCGAGGUCAGCUGCGGGCCACCGUCACCACGUUCUUCCUCUACCUUGAUUGCGUCGCCAGCAAGGCGAAGUGAGCUCUUUCUCUUCGGAGGAGAAUAUUUUGAUGGCACAAUAGCCACGUUUUACAAUAACCUUUUUGUCUAUCAAGCUGAUAAGCAUGAGUGGCGGGAGGUCACCAGCCCAAAUAGUCCUCUCCCCAGGAGUGGACAUGCAUGGUGUCGCGGGGGAAAUGCAGGAGAAUUUUCCUCUCCAAAACAAGGAACCUUUUAUCACUAUAAUGAUUUCUGGCACCUAGAUCCAUCGUCAAGGGAAUGGAGUAGGAUUGAAACAAAGACCAAAGGGCCUCCUGCAAGGAGCGGGCAUAGAAUGACUUAUUUCAAGAAUUAUAUACUAUUAUUUGGCGGUUUCCAGGAUACUUCCCACCAGACAAAGUACCUUCAGGAUUUGUGGAUAUAUGACUGUCAAAAGUAUACGUGGCAUAACGUUAUUCUUCCUCCAGCGUCCCAAAAGCCAGAUGCUAGAUCCUCAUUUUCAUUUCUUCCACAUGAAUUCGGCGCGGUACUUUACGGAGGAUAUUCUCGAGUAAAGAUGAGCGCCGCGGCCAACAAGCAGCAGAAAGGGGGAGCGCAGCGUAUGAUCCUCAAGCCAAUUGUUCACCAAGACACCUGGUUCUUACGAAUUACCCCACCCCCAUCUGAUGCUCCCUCCACUGCAAUGCCUACGAUUCGAUGGGAGCGGCGGAAGAAACCGGCUAAUCCUCCGAACCCUCUCCGGGCGGGUGCAACUAUGGCAUUCCACAAGGGAAGAGGAAUUAUGUUUGGCGGCGUCCACGACGUUGAGGCAACCGAAGAUGGGAUUGAAAGUGAAUUCUUCGACAGCCUUCACGCAUGGAACAUUGACCGAAACCGAUUUUUCCAAUUGGCUCUUCGUCGGCCGCGUGCAACAGGCAAGAAGCAGCAGGCUGCUAUGAAGACCGAAAAGCGGAGCCGGGGUAAAGCAGAUGAAGAGGACCUACUGCGCAACCUCGCGCUCGUUGAAACUAAGGCCAUAGAGUCGCAGCCGAUGGACAUCGACUCUCCAGAAAAUGAGGACGAGGAUAACGGAGAGAAACGAAACUUGACAGUUCGCUUUGAAAUGCCGCACCGGAGGUUCAAUUCCCAAUUAGCGGUGCUGGAUGAUACACUGUUUAUUUUUGGCGGCACCUUUGAAAGAGGAGAUCAGGAAUUUACAUUUAACGACAUGUAUUCCAUUGAUCUAGUGAAACUGGAUGGCGUAAAGGAGAUAUUCUACAACGAGCCUGAACAUUGGAAUGAUGUCAUUCCAGUCGACACUGAUGAAGAGGACGAGGAAGAGGAAGAAUCAGACGACGGAGAAAAUGAGGAUAUAGAGAUGGAGUCGGUAGAAGUAGCGUCGACCGCAGCAACAAGCGUCACGGAACCUGCGCAGAUGGAAACAGAGGUCGAACAAGAAUCAGAAACCCCUGCCCAGGAUUCUCGACCGCAUCCCCGACCUUUUGAGUCUCUGAGAGAUUUCUUCAACAGGACCUCCUCGGAAUGGCAGGAUAUUCUAAUAUGUAAAAUGAACACUGCUAAAUCUGGAUCAGAAAUGAGCAUAAAGGAACUUCGAAAGGAAGCGUUUGCUCUUGCUGAAGAGAAAUGGUGGGAUUGCAGAGAAGAAAUCACAGCUCUGGAAGACGAACAAGAAGAGGCUGGCAUUGGGGAGGUCGUCAGUAUGGCCGAUAGAAGUGACGUUCCAACGGCAGGACGUCGGAGAUAA
Histoplasma capsulatum G186AR is the source of this 2187-nucleotide messenger RNA. Its product is annotated as kelch repeat-containing protein. The record is from RefSeq and is a predicted model, not a curated record. Gene Ontology annotation, molecular function: protein binding. Lineage: Eukaryota; Fungi; Ascomycota; Eurotiomycetes; Onygenales; Ajellomycetaceae. The transcript is spliced from 4 exons. Bases 1 to 2187 code for a protein of 728 amino acids.